GUUAAAGGGUUUGGGGUUUGGACGGAGCGGCAGUAAUGAAUCCCAUGUGGUCGAUUUCAAGAUGUCGAAGCUUGUCUUGUUCCCCUGCAACUCAACAAUGGAAGCUAGGGUUAUCAAUGCUCAAUCGGACUCUAUCUUUUUCUUCCUCUGCCACCGAUGAAGGAAUACGCAGCGGAGAGUUACUGAAACUGGAGGAAGUGGAGACAAUCCUCAGAGACGUGAAAGCUGAUAACGUCAAAGUUAUCCCCAUUCCUAAACAAUGUGAUUUUGCAGAUUUCAUGGUCGUUGCUACUGGUCGAUCCGCUUGGCACGUCCGUAACAUUGCUCAAGCCCUAAUUUACAAGGUUAAGCAGAAGCAAAAAGGAUCAAAGAGAAUGUUGUUACCUAGCGUGGAAGGGCAAGAAGGGGGGAACUGGAUUGUAAUAGACUCUGGCAAAUUAGUAAUUCAUGCCCUUGAUGAGAAAGUGAGAGCAUACUACAACUUAGAGAGGCUUUGGAGUACGGAUGCAUCAAACCAGGACCAUGGUGUUGGCCAGGGUCAGGAUUUGGACAAGGCCUUUUUGAAGGUUCGCCCUAAGAAUAACUCUAAAAACGGUCCUCUACAAGUCCCUGACCUCUGAGCUUCAGCAUGGAAAAUCAGCUGUCAUGUUGGCUGGCAAACUCAGCUUCUAUAUAGAAGUGGUUUCUUUCAGGAAUAGCCGGGGUUUUACUUAACAGUUUGGAGAUAGUCAUUAGAUCAAAGCUUGGAAGUUCCAUUUUCAUUGUGAGUAUAUGAUUUUGAUAAUGGUACCCAUGAAACCAUUGAGGCGUACAUUCUCACAAACAACAGUGAAGCCUUUGGUGUGUAAUAGUUGUUCCAGUUAAUGAUGUGUGUUAGGCUCGAGAGCCAUGACUAUUUUCUUGUUGAUGAAUGAUAUCAGCUUGGUCUACCGGGAAGCAAA
Messenger RNA from Solanum dulcamara, 941 nucleotides. Its product is annotated as protein Iojap-related, mitochondrial. Gene Ontology annotation, biological process: negative regulation of ribosome biogenesis; negative regulation of translation. NCBI's taxonomy places the organism in Eukaryota, Viridiplantae, Streptophyta, Magnoliopsida, Solanales, Solanaceae. Gene Ontology annotation, molecular function: ribosomal large subunit binding. The record is from RefSeq and is a predicted model, not a curated record. Bases 36 to 620 code for a protein of 194 amino acids. The transcript has 4 exons.